AUGACUCACAGGUAAGUUUAAAGGAAAGAUUCAUAAUGAAAAUUGUUGAGCAUUACUUGCUCCCAUAUCUGCUGAUUGUUAAAAAUGACUUGUGUAUCAGUAUCUGAGUUACAUAAUUGUGUCACGCUCGUCGUAAGAAGCGGACCAAGGCGCAGCGUGAUAUGCGUACAUCUUUUAAUGAGUACUUUAAACAAAUAACAAAACAACAAACGAUACGUGAAGUCUACAGGUUCACCAACACAAACCUAUACAGAACAAGAUCCCACAAUAAACUAGUGCCAACCGGCUGUCUAAGUAUGGUUCCCAAUCAGAGACAACGAGAAUCAGCUGCCUCUGAUUGGGAACCACCCUGGCCAACAUAGAAAACACAAACUAGAAUAAAACAUAGAAAAUACAACAUAGACACUACACACCCUGGCUCAACAUUAAAGAGUCCCCAGAGCCAGGGCGUGACAGUACCCCCCCCCCCAAAGGCGCGGACUGUGACCGCGCCAACCAAACUCAAGAGGGUAAGGGCUGGGUGGGCAUUCCGCCUCGGAGGCGGAUCCGGCUCCGGGUGUGACCACCACUCUCUCGCUACCCCCCCGUAGCGCCCCUGGUCUGGUCUGACCCCGCUGGCCGGAGCUGGACUGGACACCGGUGGAGCGGAUUGCUCAGGCUCCGGUGUGGAGCAGCUGACCGGUGCCUGGAACAGGCACGGGCUGUGCCGGACUGACGACGCGCACCACUUGCUUGGUGCGGGGAGCAGGAACGGGCCGGACCGGGCUGACGACGCGCACCACUGGCUUGGUGCGGGGACCAGGAACGGGCCGGACCGGGCUGACGACGCGCACCACAGGCUUGGUGCGGGGAGCAGGAACAGGCCGGACCGGGCUGGCGAAGCGCACCACUGGCUUGGUGCGGGGAGCAGGAACAGGCCGGACCGGGCUGGCGAUGCACACCACUGGCUUGGGGCGGGGAGCAGGAACAGGCCGGACCGGGCUGGCGACGCGCACCACUGGCUUGGUGCGGGGAGCAGGAACAGGCCGGACCGGGCUGGCGACGUGCACCACAGGCUUGGUGCGGGGAGCAGGAACAGGUCGGACUGGGCUGGCGACGUGCACCACAGACUUGGUGCGAGGGACAGGAACAGGCCGGACCGUACUGGGAACACACACCACUGGCCUUGUGCGGGGAUCAGGAACGGGCCGGACCGGACUGGUAACACACCCCAGUACCUCUCGCCGUGCCUCUACACUCUCCUUCUCCCUCGUGACCAGUGGCCCCCGUAACCUGGCGGCCUCCUCUGCAAACCUGCCGAACCGCUCUAUCGCGGCCUCCCGCUGCCUCGCCGUCCACGGUGUGAGCCCCCCCUAAACAUUUUUUGGGCUUGUCUCUCCCCCGUGAACAUGGCCUCCAUGGCUCUUGCCAGACUCUCACUCUUCUCCUCCCACGUCCAUCCUCUCUCCUCGUCACGCUGCUUGAUCCAGUCGAGAUGGGAUCUUCUGUCACGAUCGUUGUAAGAAGCGGACCAAGGCGCAGCGUGAUAUGCGUACAUCUUUUAAUGAGUACUUUAAACAAAUAACAAAACAACAAACGAUACGUGAAGUCUACACGUUCACCAACACAAACCUAUACAGAACAAGAUCCCACAAUAAACUAGUGCCAACCGGCUGCCUAAGUAUGGUUCCCAAUCAGAGACAACGAGAAUCAGUUGCCUCUGAUUGGGAACCACCCUGGCCAACAUAGAAAACACGAACUAGAACGAAACAUAGAAAAUACAACAUAGACACUACACACCCUGGCUCAACAUUAAAGAGUCCCCAGAGCCAGGGCGUGACAAAUUGGUUAGGCUACUGCUGACCAUCCACUGCUAAUGGUAGAAGAUUUCUCUUCUAUCAAAUUCGAUGGGCAUGAUACUGCUUCAAAAAUCACUCUUGAUAUUUAGCUGACUGGGGACCAAUGCUGCUUGUGGAGAUUCUGAUUGCCGCCUAAACAUAACAUUAUAUUCUUGUCAGGACAUCACUACCGCGCAGUGUGAGAGAAACGUUUGCACAAGGCAUCGUCUCCUUGUUCCCAUACCUGAAGGAUCCCUACACCGCAAAUGGAUAUGUAAGUAUACAUUACAACUGAUAAAGGGCAUCUGCAUUUAAUUAAUCUGGUAUGGUAUCUGAGCAAAUGGGACUUGGUUAUUUGUUUUUUCUUUCGAGAAUAGUAACCAUGUUCAUUUUCUUGAGGAACAUUAUUUCAACCCUAAUAAUGGAGAAGGGUACCUCUCGUAUAGAAUCAAAACCAUUCAGAGGAAUUUGGCUUCAUCUGAGAAACGGCCCACUCAACUAUACUCUGGAGGGCCUACUGCUGAGAGGGAGUCCAGUCCAUCCACUUUGGUUACCCUGAGUGAAGACCAGUGCAGAGAGGCCAUUUCUCUUAUGAAGCAUUCUUCUGAUGAAGAAACAGUCAAACAGAAGAUGAAAUUGACCUUUGAGUACAGGAAGAAGAUGACCCACAACCCGAGUAAAUGCUCUACCAUCCUAACCGAAUUUCUACACUUUCUGGAUGUGAAGGGCUUG
This is a messenger RNA of Coregonus sp. 'balchen', 2549 nucleotides long. The record is from the annotation of a GenBank genome assembly. Lineage: Eukaryota; Metazoa; Chordata; Actinopteri; Salmoniformes; Salmonidae.